Messenger RNA from Nerophis lumbriciformis (worm pipefish), 1250 nucleotides. RefSeq names its product PYM homolog 1, exon junction complex associated factor (gene pym1). Gene Ontology annotation, cellular component: exon-exon junction complex; cytoplasm. Gene Ontology annotation, molecular function: RNA binding. Gene Ontology annotation, biological process: exon-exon junction complex disassembly. NCBI's taxonomy places the organism in Eukaryota, Metazoa, Chordata, Actinopteri, Syngnathiformes, Syngnathidae. The record is from RefSeq and is a predicted model, not a curated record.
UCCAUGUCGUCAUUUCCGGUGUUGAGCGCAAUGGUUCGCUUAGUUUGCUGCCUUGUGUCGCCCGUUUUCAAGAUCAGGUCGUUACAGCAGUUAUAAAGUACUUAGCUACUCUCUCUUGGAAUUACCCGCCAACACCAUGAGAAGACGUCUUAAAGAAGAAGUUAAUGUUUUUUAAAUGCCAAAAGACUUGUAGCUUAUAUCUGAGUCGGAACAAGGUGAAUGCGGAGACGUUUGGACUGACCCGAGGAGUGGAAGACGGCGCCUCAAAAUGGCAACCCCCUAUGUUACAGAUGAAUCUGGAAAAUACAUUGCCGCCACUCAGCGACCGGACGGUUCGUGGAGAAAACCACGGCGGGUAAAGGACGGUUACGUCCCCCAGGAGGAGGUCCCAGUGUAUGAAAACAAAUAUGUGAAGUUCUUUAAGAACAAACCAGGCCUUCCGCCAGGGAUGAGCUCAUCAGACGCUGAAACACCAAAACAACAUUCAAAAGUUCCGGGAUGCGUGGACGGCGACACAGCCGGUCUCUCCAAGUCGGCCAAACGCAGCAUGAAACGAAAAGAAAAACGAAAACAGCAGCAACAGCAGGAGCCGGAGGAGAACGAGAACGAGGACGUGUCGUUGCUCGCAGAUGCUGUCGAGAACGCCACCAUCUCAGCGGGCAGCGAGCCUUCCCACGAAGCCAGUAGGCCAGUUGUGGCUGCUUGUGAAGUGUCGUCAGACCAUUCCGACGCAGCAGAAAAAGCCAAGAAGAUUAAGAAUGUGAAAAAGAAGCUGAGGCAAGUGGAGGAGCUGCAGCAGAAAGUAGACUCAGGGGAGGUAAAAGAGCCAACGCCGGAUCAGCUGGAAAAGUUAGCCAGGGCGAAGGCUUUACGAGACGAGUUAGAGCAGCUGGAGCACGACUCAUGAAGCACUGAAUGGACACUUGGACUAAACUCGGUCAUCUUCAUACUGACACAAAGGAAACUGAGCAGCUAUGAUUCCAGCCUCCAUUUAAACGUCUCCUACCUAUGUGGACUUCAUGAUGAACAUCAAGUCGGACCAUCGUGGAUUGUUAACAUUUUAGACUGAUGCUCAUUUCUGAACAUCUUUUUUUAAAAACAACUUUUGUUUUGUUUUUCCAUUUUUUUACCUUUUUCAAGAACAUGUUUGUGUUCACAAGGAAAUAUAGUUGUUGAUCUGUGUGCUUUUAGAAUGAUGACAGCCAAGGCAUCAUCUCCACCAUGAAUUAAAACUACAAGCUGCAACAAAA